AAGAAUAACUAAAGUCCGGCCGGCGUUUUCACACUUCGGAAUUUUCACAUAAAAUGAGCAAAAAGGGACCCAAUAAGAAACAAAAUGAAAAAAAACCGCAAAAUACUGCUUCUUUUACUAAAUCAACAUCAAUUAUACCGAUUGGGAAAAUAUUUCUUUUGUUGUCAAUCGUGUCAGCGUUAGCAUCAUUCUAUGUCUACAAAACUCUUACCACUGCCCCGGAUCUCCCUGUAUUGGACCUAGACCAAUGGUGGGGACCAUACCCUAUUAAUCAAAAACAAGACUUGUCUAUCAGACCAUUUGAAAUUGAGUUUUCAGAUAUUAUUGUUAACGAUUUGCGGGAGCGUCUCCUCCAUCGGCGGCCAUUUGUUCCUCCUCUUGAAGAUGCAGGUUUCACAUACGGUUUCAACUCGAACUUUCUAACUAAAGUACUGGAUUACUGGCAGAAAAAAUAUGACUUCAAAGACAGACAACGCUUCCUCAAUCAGUAUCCACAUUUUAAAACAAAUAUACAAGGUCUGGAUAUUCAUUAUGUUCAUGUAAAGCCGAAAGCUGAUCCAAAUGUUAAGGUGAUCCCCCUUCUGAUGCUCCAUGGCUGGCCGGGAUCAAUUCGGGAGUUCUAUGCGACAAUCCCAUUUCUGAUGACACCCCCUCCGGAACACAAGUUUGUGUUUGAACUAAUCAUACCCAGUCUACCGGGGUAUGGGUUCUCUCAGGCUCCCGUUCGGCCCGGCUUGGGCCCCCUCGAAGCGGGCAUAAUAUUCCACAACCUGAUGCGUCGCAUCGGCCACUCCCAGUACUACGUCCAGGGCGGGGACUUCGGCCACGUGAUCGGGAGCGCCAUGGCCACGGCGUUCCCUCGGGCCGUGCUCGGCUUCCACACCAACACUCCGGUGCUUAUGGGACAUCCGCUUGUCAAUGUCUUUACGCUAUUAGGGUCCUUGUGGCCAGGCUUAGUGGUGGAGCCCGAGCUGGAAUACCGCAUGUACCCUCUCAGCAAACAACUGGCGAUGGUGUUGGAGGAAACUGGGUAUUUGCACAUUCAAGCAACCAAGCCUGAUACUGUUGGUCUAGCAUUGACCGACUCCCCAGCCGGCCUUGCAGCGUAUAUCCUAGAAAAAUUCUCAACAUGGACCAACUUCGAUAACAAGAAGGCGUGGGAUGGUAACCUAUUGGACAAAUUCUCGUUAAACGACUUGUUGGACAACGUCAUGAUAUACUGGGUGACAAAUAGUAUAACAACCAGUAUGAGGUUGUAUGCAGAAACUUUUAGCAAGCGGAAUAUGGCUAUGAAGCUGGAUAUGAUACCCACACCCGUCCCCACGUGGGGCAUCAAGUUCAAGACGGAAAUAGCUUACCACCCGGACUCGUUCCUCCGCUUGAAGUUCAGCAACUACCUGCACAGCUCCGUGGCGGAGCACGGCGGACAUUUCGCGGCGAUGGAGAGCGCCGCCAUACUCGCCGCGGACGUGCGGGAGGCCGUCCGGACCUUUGAACAAUUCCAUGGGGUAACGAGUAAGCAAGAACCAGAAAAACAAGAGAAUGACGAGACAGCCACAACUGUAUACGGUUUUACAGUCCGCGACAUUCAAGGAAACGAAGUCAAACUGGACAAAUACAAAGGCUAUGUUCUAGUCAUUGUCAACGUUGCUUCCCAAUGUGGGCUCACAGACAAAAACUAUCAACAGCUGAACGAGUUGUAUGAAAAGUAUGCGAACAAAGGUGUGAGAAUCCUAGCAUUCCCUUGUAACCAAUUCAACGGCCAAGAGCCUGGGAGCCCUAAACAAAUAUUCAAUUUUGCCAAAGAACGCGGCGUCAAAUUCGAUGUAUUCGAAAAAAUCGAUGUCAACGGUGAAAAUACACAUCCCUUGUGGAAGUUCUUAAAGAGAGUACAAAGUGGUACUUUUGGCGACUUUAUUAAGUGGAAUUUCUCUAAAUUUAUCAUCGACAAGAACGGCGUCCCUGUUGAACGGUUCGGGCCUAAUGUCGACCCGAUGGAGUUGGAGCCCGUUUUGGUUAAGUACUUGUGAUAAAGUUUUAAUGGUGGCAGCAGGGGGACAUACCUUUACUUAUAUACAAAGUAAUAAUAUGUAUGGAGAUACUAAUGUUCAUUAGUGCAAGACAUAUCCAAUUUAUAGCAUUGUGGCUAAUAUCAUCUAGUCUUUCUGUUCAGAUAUAAACAUGUUAUACCGCUGUAACUUAAAAAUACAAACUAUUUUAUUUCCAUAAGGCUUAAACCUUUUGACUAUUGUAUUAGAAUAAGAUUGACAUAAGCACAAAUUUGGUUUUUUAAAGUUAGGUUCGGGAAUAUUUUAGGUGAAAAUAUUAUUUACAUUAAAGAGACAUUUUGAAAAUUAUUAUAGCUUUAAGCUAAAACUACUUUAAAGAAAAUGGUGCAAUUACAUAUUUUUUCUUGUAAUU
This is a messenger RNA of Amyelois transitella, 2421 nucleotides long. RefSeq names its product juvenile hormone epoxide hydrolase (gene Jheh-lp3). The record is from RefSeq and is a predicted model, not a curated record. NCBI's taxonomy places the organism in Eukaryota, Metazoa, Arthropoda, Insecta, Lepidoptera, Pyralidae. Gene Ontology annotation, biological process: epoxide metabolic process; response to oxidative stress. Gene Ontology annotation, molecular function: epoxide hydrolase activity; glutathione peroxidase activity. Bases 54 to 2030 code for a protein of 658 amino acids. The transcript is spliced from 9 exons.